ACCACGAAGCUUUAGAGUGCGAAUAGAUUGUAUUGUAAAGAUUCUAAUUCGAGCUGAGGAUAAGGUGAGCUCGCGAGGCAGUGUAUUGGGAAUAUACUACCCUGCAAAGCAUAGAUCUGGUAUAUAUAGUGAAAUAUUCACUGGAAAUUCAUGAUACUUGCAGGGGUGGGAAGGAGAAAGAUGUGAGGACCUAUUUACGAACUUAACGUUCUUUACUGGACCUACUCUGUACUCAGAGACGCAAGGAUGAUGAGGGGUGUCUUCAUUCCAACGAUGAUGAUGAUGAGAUGAUGAUGCUGAGAAAUCAUCUGCCAUUACGGAUAUAAAUAUACACGUCAAGGGAUAUCGACGAUAGAAAAGUGGGCCAAUUGCUCUUGAAUCAAAUCAGUUAUCAAAGACAACAAAUUUAAGAAAAUCGUCAUAAUAUUCAUCCCGUAGAGGCCGGGAUUAUCAACUAUUUUUCAUCAAGGUGGCGAGACAGGAAUACGACUAUACCAGUAUGUCGAUUGCUGGGUUUUCUAUGGCCGAAUCGGUCUACUACGAAGAACCAUACUCAAUUCCUGGACCAUGUAAGACAUGUUGUCUACGAUGUCCAAUACCAAACCUCACGUGUACCAUUAUGUUCCUGUUGGGCGUGGCUGGGUUCUGCGUGGGCGUGGUCCUGGCUACCGAUGAGACGGUCCAAAUCUUUCUCUGGAACAACACACUCAAAGAAACACUGUCAGAUUGGUUACUCUACGUGAAGGUUGGUGUAGCCAUCGGGACUGCCGUCAUGGUAAUCCUCAGUGUGCUCUUCCUAGCUAUGGCUUACCUAGGCACAGGAGCGACUAGGAAGGAGUUCAUCUGCCGCUUCCGAACACGCGCCAAGGGACGAUGCCAGACUGCAGUGGUAAUGACAGUGUCUUACAUACUGCUUCUUAUCUGGCUUGUCAUACUGUUGAUUACGCUGAUCCCAACAUUCUUCUUUAGCGUGCAAGCAGCCGGUAUCUGUAGGUCGGCCAGAGACGGCGAACAGUUACAUCGGUAUUAUUACGAGUGUCUUGAUCUCAGGCAGUGGGGUUUGAUUGAUUACAACCAAGAUGCUGUGGAUUGGGCUGACCCUAGAUUACCAGGAGAGGGCGAAGAGGACUACUUCAUGUGUGAUGAGGAUUUAGACUAUAUGUGCGACAGUGAUGUGCUUAUCUUCUAUGGUCUCACGCUUGCAUCUGCAAUCAUCGUGGUUAUCUCAUUGGUCCACUAUGUGCUUAACUUCUCUGCAAACUACGCCAAAUUGCGUGAUCGUUUCAAGGAUGGUUACGUUGAUAAACGCACUGGUACGUACCUCCAGCGUACAACAAGUCUCCGUGGUAGCAAGCGAUCUUUGGCUGGUACCAGAGCAUCACUGCGAGGUAGCCGUGCCUCAGUUCGAAACCUUGGUGCGUCGGGAAUGUCCAACGGCGCCGUCCUGUCAACUACUUCCGGUUCAACGCUGAAGGGUGGGGCUUACAAGAACGACGGUCUAAAAUCCAGUCGUGAAGACCUCAACAUGCACGAGCUGAGACUUGCCAAUGGUGGAUAUUCUGCAAGUAACUACGCUGGGAGCAACUAUGGUGGUAGCAACUACACAGACAGCAACUAUGGCGGAAGUGUCCUUGGCAGUGGUUUGGUUGGGUCUACUUACGGAGGUGGCGUUAGUGGUCAAGAAUACAAAGGACCGGCGGAAACCAUCGAUGAAAUCCCUGCUCUGAAGGCAGCCUACAUGGAGACCUUUGACAACGAAGGCCAAGAAUCGUACAACCAGCGGGACACAUUCCCCAGUCAGGUGUCCUAUGAAGCCAAUGUCCCUGUGGAUCCGUAUGUCUCUGCGAACAUUAACAACGGCGGGGGCUACGGAAAACCCGAUGCGUACGGGAAAAAGGAUGGAUAUGGCAAUCCGAAUGGCAUUGGAAACAAUAUGUCACAGAAUGCAGAUUCUUACAAUGAAGGUUACGGUUCUAAUCUGGACACUAACUGGGGGUAUACAGGUAAAGAAUACGGCAGCAACAGGCCUCUUGGUUCCAAUGAUAAUGAGAGGGUCAUGCAUAGCAGCUAUAGCGGUAUCAACCAAGGAGCAUCAAAUAGAAACAGUCAAGGUAGUAGCGGUGCUGCAGGUGGGUUUGGAGAACCUUAUGUGACCCUUCAAUCAGAUGAUUCACCUCCAAGAGAUAAACAAGAGUACUUCAUCUGAUUCAGUUGAAUUCCUUGAACAAAUAAACAUUUAAAUGUUAAGCUGCAGGUUACGGGAAGGUUCUGGUAUGUAAGUUUAGAUUGGUCGCCAAGUUAUCUCUUCUUGUGGUGGAGCUAUAUAGUUCUAUUCAAGGAUGAAUUUCAGUACCUCUGACACCAUGACUAUCUGCAUACCAUGAGCAAUCCCUCUUUUUUAAUUCGGAAAAAAAGUAAUUUUCAUACCACAUUUUAUUAAGAUGUAGUUGUGUAGUUAUGUGCAACAUUUUGUCUCUACUUUCACAUUGUCGUUUGUGAUUUUCAACAAUUAGUUUGAUGUAAACAUGUUUAAUAUUGUUGCAAAUAAUUACAUAUUGAUGAGAAAGAUACCUUGAAAUCUGUCUUACUUCAUGGCAGUUUAAUAAUGAUUUCACAUUGUAAUUUUGACAUAUUUCAUGAACUGCUUUUAUCAUUGACAAUGGUUUUUACUCGAGAUGAUAAUUCAAACGUCUGCAGUUGUAAAUAAACAAUAUAGUGUAAUGCUAGCAGUGACGUGAUUUGUCCAUAUCAAAUUCAGGACGUUGCGACACGAUAGCUAUCAAUUGUCUUUCUUCUGACUUUAAUAUCAUGUUCAAGUUUCAUUAGAGUCCAGGGAAAGAAUUUCAUUAUAUUAUACCUUAUUUGUUUUAGUUAAUGUCAAGUGCCUAAUUCAUUGAGACAUGAACAUUGCCAAACAUAUUGAUACGCAAAUAUUUCCUUAAUAAUUUAACUUAAAAUUUAUUCUCUCUCCCAACGGGAAUAGACUUUAUGAUCCAUUUUACAGGUAUUCUCCUAAUUCAUCAAGGAUAUUAUGUCAUUGUGAUGUAUUCAUUAAGUAUAAUAUUUAUUGAUUUGAAGAGAGAAAAGGUUAUUAGUUAAUGUACAUAAUUAUGUUUAAGGUAACGGUGCAAAAAUGCCUAUGCAUUGCGAGAACGUUUGUAAGGUAAUCGUUAUUGAAGGUUUUCUAAUUUUUACAAUUAUAAGGGGAGUCUUAUCAAUUCCACUGAACCAUUGAUUUAAGUCUGUAUGACUGUCGGUUUACGAGAUGAUUCUUAUCUUUUUAUCACUUAUUUAACUAAAUGUGAAAUGUUGUAUGAGUUGUUUUCAAUUUGAAAAUGAUUCACUCGCUAUGUUUAAUGCAGUAUUCUUGACAUGUAUAAUAUAAUGCUGUAUAUUAAAGCUUGAAUGUCCAGCCGACUUUCAUGGUUUCUGCUUAAAGCUAAGAUGUUAAUCUUCAUCUUCAUCUUAAAUAUUUGUGUAAAUGACCUGUUUUGCAGUGUGUUUGUUUCUGUCAUAUCAUUUCUGUAGUGCGAAACGGUAUAAUGUUUUAACUGCAUUUUUAAGUCAUAUGCAGAGGACAUUCCAAAGAUUCCAAACAUUUUGUAUAAUUGUAUUGAAUUAAUAUUAACAUAAUAUAGAUUGGUCUUAUUAGAAUAGGGAGAAAAUGAUGAGUAAUAUAAUAAAAAAAGAGAAACAUUAUCAAGUAAUGUACCAAUGUCAUGCAAUGCUCAUUGUUUAAACAAGAAAUGCCUAUACCAUUCUACCAUGCAUGCAUAAGGCUGUAAACAGCUUUCAAGAUGUGAACAUGCUAAAUCCUAUAUGCCAUGAAGAAUACAAGCAAGACAACUUCGCGAAUUAUACUUUUCGAUCUCUAUUUUUUUGUCUCGUAAAUUCCAUCAUUACCAUUUGCAGAGUAACGCAGUGGCAGGCCCUGAUUAAACAAACAACACAAAUUGUUCAUCUUGCCUUUAGUUCGUUUGAAAAAAGAAGAAGAACGUUUAGGUAUAGUAGUACUCUGUAUGAAUUAUGGGCCAGAGUAACAUGAACUAAAUAUUUUGCAUUGAUUGCUUUUGGUAUUUUUAAAAAAUGUAUUU
Molecule: messenger RNA, 4094 nt
Organism: Lytechinus variegatus (green sea urchin)
Lineage: Eukaryota; Metazoa; Echinodermata; Echinoidea; Temnopleuroida; Toxopneustidae
Exons: 7
Coding region: 500-2206 (568 amino acids)
Biological process (GO): neuron projection development
Cellular component (GO): plasma membrane
Source: RefSeq, a predicted model, not a curated record